UUCGAUGUGCUCAGUGCUCCUCUGCCUUCGUUUUGACACCUCGACAACCGCUUCUCCUCUUCCAGUCUUGUCUACCUUUACCCCACGGACUUCUUUACUAUCGAAGACGAUGAUGUGGACAUUCGCCCGACUUUCUCUUCUGUGAGUGCGCCGUGGAAAUGAUAUACUCGACAGCAUAGCUACCCGCAGCUUCCACCACGGCUGAUGAUGAUGACGAUGAUGAUGGACCAACAGGAGCAGAGUGAUGACAUCAGUGUCCUGAGCUCGCUGGAGUUGCUGACCGAGGCCGCCAAGGAGGACGAUGGGCACUGCCAACCACAGUUCAGGCUGCAGCUGAUUGAUGACCUGACGUAUGAAGAUGUCAAGAAAUGCUACAGGGGCUCGACCGUCAGCAAGUACAACUCCCAGUACCACAAGCUGUUCCAGAGCGUCCCCAAGGAGGAGAUCCUUAUGAAAGUGUAUUCCUGCGCUCUCCUCCGAGACAUCCUACUUCAGGGCCGCCUCUACAUCUCCCGCAACUGGCUGUGUUUCUAUGCCAACCUCUUUGGGAAGGACAUCAAGGUGGCCAUUCCGGUGGUGUCAGUACGGCUGGUGAAGAAGCACAGGACGGCAGGCCUGGUACCCAACGGGUUGGCCAUCACCGUGGACACCAGCCAGAAGUAUGUGUUUGUGUCCUUGCUGUCUCGAGACAGUGUCUACGACGUCCUCAGGAGGAUCUGCACACACCUUCAGGUGAAUGGGAAGAAAAGCCUUAGCCUGAAGCAGUACUUGGAGGAGCCUAGCUUACUAUCUAUGGAUGAGUUCCCCGUGGUCAAUGACUUCCCUCCGAUGUUGAAGUGGAGGAGGAAGCCGUCCAUUCCGUCCGUGUCCUCCUCUCUCCCGGAUCUCCUUGGUAACUCCACCAGCAGUCGGAGUGCAGUGGACAUCCCCUACCUACCUACGGAGGUUCCACUGACAUUAAAGGGUAAGAUCAGAGCCAAUGGAGUACCCACCCCUCCUCCAUUCUUCCUCACUGAGGCCAAUGGAGUACCCACCCCUCCUCCAUUCUUCCUCACUGAGGCCAAUGGAGUACCCACCCCUCCUGCAUUCUUCCUCACUGAGGCCAAUGGAGUACCCACCCCUCCUCCAUUCUUCCUCACUGAGGCCAAUGGAGUACCCACCCCUCCUCCAUUCUUCCUCACUGAGGCCAAUGGAGUACCCACCCCUCCUCCAUUCUUCCUCACUGAAGCCAAUGGAGUACCCACCCCUCCUCCAUUCUUCCUCACUGAGGCCAAUGGAGUACCCACCCCUCCUCCAUUCUUCCUCACUGAAAAUGGAGUACCCACCCCUCCUCCAUUCUUCCUCAUUGAGGCCAAUGGAGUACCCACCCCUCCUCCAUUCUUCCUCACUGAAGCCAAUGGAGUACCCAACCCUCCUCCAUUCUUCCUCACUGAGGCCAAUGGAGUACCCACCCCUCCUCCAUUCUUCCUCACUGAAGCCAAUGGAGUACCCACCCCUCCUCCAUUCUUCCUCACUGAGGCCAAUGGAGUACCCACCCCUCCUCCAUUCUUCCUCACUGAAGCCAAUGGAGUACCCACCCCUCCUCCAUUCUUCCUCGCUGAAGCCAAUGGAGUACCCACCCCUCCUCCAUUCUUCCUCACUGAAGCCAAUGGAGUACCCACACCUCCUCCAUUCUUCCUCACUGAAGCCAAUGGAGUGUGA
Salvelinus namaycush (lake trout) is the source of this 1701-nucleotide messenger RNA. Its product is annotated as leucine-rich repeat extensin-like protein 2. Bases 205 to 1701 code for a protein of 498 amino acids. Gene Ontology annotation, biological process: regulation of store-operated calcium entry. The transcript has 10 exons. The record is from RefSeq and is a predicted model, not a curated record. Gene Ontology annotation, cellular component: extrinsic component of cytoplasmic side of plasma membrane; endoplasmic reticulum membrane; organelle membrane contact site. Lineage: Eukaryota; Metazoa; Chordata; Actinopteri; Salmoniformes; Salmonidae. Gene Ontology annotation, molecular function: phosphatidylinositol-4,5-bisphosphate binding.